CCCCACCUCUGCCAGCUCCUGGAAGCCAGUGGUGGGGACCCAGACUCUCUGAUGGUCACCGUGCGGCACCCGGGUCACUCCUGGGCCAUGUAAGCAGCUGUCCUGCAGAGAGCCUGGUGGGCAUGGACACCUUUUCCUAUACCUUAGUGUGACCGCCCCAACACAGAACUGCUAAGGCCAUCUCAGGGGUGCCUGUGCCAGGAGAGGAGGGCGGUGUCCCCGGGGCCGCAGAGCCAUGCCUUUCGGCCUGAAGCUCCGCAGAACUCGGCGUUACAAUGUCUUGAGCAAGAACUGCUUUGUCACUCGGAUCCGCCUGCUGGACAGCAAUGUCAUCGAGUGCACGCUGUCGGUGGAAAGCACGGGGCAAGAGUGCCUUGAGGCGGUGGCCCAGAGGCUGGAGCUGAGGGAGACACACUACUUCGGCCUUUGGUUUCUCAGCAAGAGCCAGCAGGCGAGAUGGGUGGAGCUGGAGAAGCCGUUGAAGAAACAUCUGGACAAGUUUGCUAAUGAGCCUCUGCUUUUCUUCGGAGUCAUGUUCUAUGUGCCAAAUGUGUCACGGCUUCAGCAGGAGGCCACAAGAUAUCAGUAUUACCUGCAAGUCAAAAAAGACGUGCUUGAAGGAAGAUUGAGGUGCUCCCUGGAACAGGUGAUCCGGCUAGCUGGCUUAGCCGUGCAAGCUGACUUCGGAGACUACAACCAGUUCGAUUCCCAAGAAUUCCUCCGAGAGUAUGCGCUCUUUCCUAUGGAUUUGGCCAUGGAGGAGGCUGCUCUUGAGGAGCUGACCCAGAAGGUGGCCCAGGAGCACAAAGCCCAUAGCGGGAUCCUGCCAGCAGAAGCUGAGCUGAUGUAUAUCAAUGAAGUCGAGCGUUUGGAUGGAUUUGGACAGGAGAUCUUCCCGGUGAAGGACAAUCAUGGCAACAGCAUGCACCUCGGCAUUUUCUUUAUGGGGAUUUUUGUGAGGAACAGGAUCGGAAGACAGGCAGUAAUAUACAGGUGGAAUGACAUUGGGAGUAUUACCCACAGCAAAGCAGCCAUCCUGCUGGAGCUGAUUGACAAAGAGGAGACCGCGCUCUUCCACACAGACGAUAUUGAAAAUGCCAAGUAUGUCUCCCGGUUGUUUACCACACGGCACAGAUUUUACAAAGAGAACAAGAUCUGCACCGAACAGUCAAAUUCUCCACCCCCAAUCAGACGCCAGCCCACCUGGAGCCGAUCCUCACUGCCAAGACAGCAGCCGUAUAUCCUGCCUCCCAUGCAUGUCCAGUGCAGUGAGCACUACUCAGAGACCCACACUUCCCAAGACAGCAUCUUCCCUGGGAAUGAAGAAGGCUUGUACUGCCAUUCUCACAACAGCCUGGACCUAAAUUACGUCAACGGCACGGUCACCAAUGGCAGUGUGUGCAGCGUUCACAGCGUCAACUCCCUCAGCUGCUCCCAGAGCUUCAUCCAGGCGUCUCCAGUGUCUUCCAACCUCAGCAUCCCUGGGAGUGACAUCAUGAGGGCCGACUACAUCCCCAGCCACCGCCACAGCACCAUCAUCGUGCCGUCCUACAGGCCGACCCCAGAUUACGAGACAGUCAUGCGGCAAAUGAAGAGGGGACUGAUGCACGCAGACAGCCAGAGCCGGUCUCUGCGUAACCUCAAUAUCAUCAACACCCAUGCCUAUAACCAGCCCGAGGAACUGGUGUAUAGCCAGCCUGAGAUGCGGGAGAGGCAUCCCUACACGGUCCCAUAUGCACCCCAGGGGGGCUACGGUCACAAACUUAUUAGUCCAUCUGACCAGAUGAACCCCCAAAAUUGUGCAAUGCCUAGCAAGCCAGGAGCCAGCUCCAUCUCACACACAGUGAGCACUCCAGAACUAGCCAACAUGCAGCUCCAAGGAGCACAACACUAUAACACAGCCCACAUGCUCAAGAACUAUCUCUUCAGGCCGCCACCCCCUUACCCUAGGCCCCGCCCUGCCACCAGCACCCCAGACCUCGCCAGUCACCGCCACAAGUACGUCAGUGGCAGCAGCCCCGAUCUGGUAACUCGGAAAGUGCAGCUCUCCGUAAAGACCUUCCAGGAGGACAGCUCUCCUGUGGUCCAUCAGUCUCUGCAGGAGGUGAGCGAACCCCUCACAGCCACCAAGCACCACGGUGGUGGCGGCGGCGGCGGCAUGGUGAAUAAACGCCACAGUCUUGAGGUGAUGAAUAGCAUGGUGAGAGGCAUGGAGGCCAUGACGCUGAAAUCACUCAAUAUCCCCAUGGCUCGUCGCAACACGCUUCGGGAGCAGGGCCCUUCCGAAGAGGUGGGUGGCCCCGAAGUGCAUGGGCUCCCCCAGUAUCACCACAAGAAGACGUUCUCAGAUGCCACCAUGCUGAUACAUAGCAGUGAGAGUGAGGACGAGGAGGAGGCCCCGGAGGCAGCACCUCAGAUUCCUGCUCUGCGGGAGAAAGUAGAAUACAGUGCUCAGCUGCAGGCUGCCCUGGCCCGAAUUCCCAACAGGCCCCCACCUGAGUACCCAGGGCCAAGAAAAAGUGUCAGCAAUGGAGCACUGAGACAGGACCAAGGGACCCCCAUUCCUACCAUGGCCAGGGCCAGGGUACUGAGACACGGACCAGCCAAGGCCCUCAGUGUCUCCCGGGCCGAGCAGCUAGCUGUCAACGGGGCCUCUCUGGGUCCUUCCAUCUCUGAGCCUGACCUAACCAGCGUGAAGGAGCGGGUCAAGAAAGAGCCUGUGAAGGAAAGGCCGGUGUCAGAGAUGUUCUCCCUGGAGGACAGCAUUAUAGAGAGAGAAAUGAUGAUUAGGAAUCUAGAGAAGCAGAAGAUGAUGGGCCUGCAGGCACAGAAGAGACCGCUGAUGUUGGCAGCGCUGAAUGGACUCUCAGUGGCCAGAGUCACGGGGCGGGAAGACGGUCGCCAUGAUGCCACUCGCGUCCCUAUAGACGAGAGGCUCAGAGCCCUGAAGAAGAAGCUGGAAGAUGGAAUGGUGUUCACAGAGUAUGAACAGAUCCCAAACAAAAAAGCCAAUGGCACCUUCAGCACCGCAGCUCUGCCUGAAAACGCCGAGCGCAGCCGGAUCCGAGAAGUUGUCCCUUAUGAGGAGAAUCGAGUGGAGCUCAUCCCGACCAAAGAAAACAACACAGGCUACAUCAACGCCUCCCACAUCAAGGUGGUGGUUGGUGGAUCAGAAUGGCACUACAUUGCCACCCAGGGGCCCUUGCCACAUACAUGCCACGACUUCUGGCAGAUGGUGUGGGAGCAGGGGGUCAAUGUGAUCGCCAUGGUCACUGCAGAGGAGGAGGGCGGACGGACCAAAAGCCAUCGAUACUGGCCCAAGCUGGGAUCCAAGCACAGCUCAGCCACCUACGGCAAGUUCAAGGUCACCACAAAGUUCCGGACGGAUUCUGGUUGCUAUGCGACCACGGGCCUAAAGGUGAAGCACCUGCUUUCCGGGCAGGAGAGGACAGUGUGGCACCUGCAGUAUACUGACUGGCCCCACCACGGCUGCCCAGAAGAUGUCCAAGGAUUUUUGUCCUACUUGGAGGAAAUCCAGUCAGUCAGACGCCACACCAACAGCGUGCUGGAAGGCAUCAAGACCAGGCACCCCCCCAUCGUGGUUCACUGCAGCGCAGGGGUGGGAAGGACCGGCGUGGUGAUUCUCUCUGAGCUCAUGAUCUACUGCCUAGAGCACAAUGAAAAGGUGGAGGUGCCGACGAUGCUGCGGUUCCUCAGGGAGCAGAGGAUGUUCAUGAUCCAGACCAUUGCGCAGUACAAGUUCGUCUACGAAGUCCUCGUCCAGUUCCUGCAGAAUUCCAGGCUCAUCUGAUCUCCAGGAUGCAGCUCUGUCCUGCAGGGGGCGCCACUUCCAGACAAUAUCUGCCUCCCCAGCUGGAGGUAGAUGGCUUGGCAGCAGGCAGGAGCCAGAGUUACUUACAAACAUCAUGUAUUAUUUUAUAAGACAUAAUUUAUUUUUUUUCCCUCUUUGGAAUAAGUUCUGUGAGAUAUUAUAAUGCAUAUUUUUUUUCACAAUAAUAUAGUGCUUCUCAUUUGAACCACAUGUUGACUGAUCUGCAGUGUAAACCUCCCGGAGGGAAGGUGGUGGCCCCUUGGGACAUUGUAGACACAGAGGCAUAAAGGGAAAGCAUCUCUAGUGAAGUUGCAGGCAAAUUGGUAACACCCCCAGUCAAAAAGUGGCAAGAGAAAGAAUUCAUCCUCAGCUGGAAGGGAGAGAGUCAAGACCCUUGAAAAGGUUCCUGUACACCCUGAGUUCGUGUACCUUGCUAUGCGCUUGCUUUUCUCUUCUUCACUUCUGCCCUCACCCUCAGCGAUCUUUCUCCCUAAGCCUAGGUGAAAUGUGGGAUUGGCUGGAGAGUACAGUGCCUCUAAUGGUGGCGAUGCCAUCUUUGGUAAAUGGGGCUGCUGUUGUCUUUUCUCUCACCCCUUGUUCUGGUUCAGAAGUCUGAUACAGUGAUGGACAGCAGGCUGGGUAUCUGCUGCUUUGUCUUGCAUACUCACAACACUGUGGUCUGGUAGCCCUGGGCCAAGCCGACUGCACAGCUCAGCCCUUUGCCUGAUUUUGAGAAGAGAACACACCAGGGUGGGAAUGGAGUUGGGUGUGGCCGAUGAAGCUUAGGUACAGUCUGUCUUCAUAUUCUUUCCUAAGUUGUUAGAAGGGUCUUAAGGGAAAUGGUGAAGGGAAUUCACAUCUGGGAGCUGUCUGGCACUUAGUAGGGCCCUGGCCGGGAGGGGACACACACCUGUGUCCGACUCACUGCAUGCUGCUUGAUUCUAGGCUGUAGCUGAUGAGGGCUGAAUUGACCCCUCUUAGGGCUUCCUUGCUGUCCUGAGGCAGGGUUCCUGGGUGAUCUUGAAUUUGUUACGUAGCUAAGAGGAUAGCUCCUUAUCUCUCCGUCUUCCUGUCCCAAGUACUGGGACUUCAGGUGUGUACUACCGCACACAGGGCACACUUGCCCCCUGUAAUGAAUUCUGAGACCAUCUCUUGCAAAACCUUCCACCGCCUCUCUUUCCUGUGUAGCCCAGUCUGGUCAGUGACAGCAUCAACCACGUUCGAUUUGAAGCCCAGUUUCCUGCCUACGUCUACUUUUUCUCUGAGUAUAAUCAUUUAACUGUGAGUCUGUGAAACUGACCGUACAUUUUUUCCCCUUUUUCCUGAGCUGAAAAGACCAACCAGAAAGUGUAUGCCUUGGUGGCUUUUGUCCUCACCCACAAGUGAAUGCUUAUGACAGCAGAUUCCCUAUUAACUCCUCUGGAAGAUGAGCCAAGCUGUCUUCCCACUGGGCAGGGGUGGUGCUGGUGCUGAUGUUGCUAUGGCAUCUGUUGGUUCAGACUCUGUAGAGGAGGCACCGCCAGCCUCCCUUCCACCAUGCAGAUUGAAUCAGGGCACCUUGAUGGCCUGUUAUACUGUGUGAAUUCUGACAGUAUGUGGGUAUUUCAGGGGGAAAAUGUUAGAGUAUUAGGGGUGGGAAGUCUCCUUAACUUCCUUGGACGAUGUUUCCCCUUUCCGAGUCCUGACAGUCUGCCCCACGUAUGGUUCAUUAUGUAAUGAAGAACGCUGGUCCUUGUCUGUCGUCUCUAAGCUUUAGUUGGUCAGAUUGUCUCGCACGGGCAGUGAGGAGAUAGGAUGUCCUUUUGUACUGGUGACUCGGGCUGUUUCUACCCUAUGCUAGCAGAACAAGGUACAGGGAAGAAUGUCAGUUUACUACCCAACUUCCUAGCCAACACAUGAUGAGACCCAGAGGAAAACAUUUAAGUGUCUCGAGUACGGAUUCCAUUCUCAAACACCACUGUUAGUUGCUUCUGGUUCUUCAGUACAUUCCGAAUUCCUUUCCCAUCCCCAGUAAGUCCCGUUGGAUCUCUGGUUAAAUUAUCAUCAGGCGUUUAAAGAGGCAUCUGCAUAAUAGUUGCCCAGAGACACUUUCUCUCUGGGAAGUGAGCCAAGGAAUAAACCUUGAAGCAAAGUGUAUUAAAUUAGUUAUCUGGUUAGGCCUUUUGGACAGGUUUCCUACGAUGCGUGGGGACCAGAGCUGGAGUUGUGAGGGCCAGUGCAUUGCCACACUUUGGAUUUGAAGGAGGGGAAGUUAAAACAGGAGCCAGUAAGACCUCCCACCUCACAGCAGAGCAGUGGGCUGCUCGCCUGCCCCACUUUUGAGGUCUUCCAGUGGUACCACACUCUUUUACUUACACUCAUCUGCCUAAGUCCACCUCUGUCCCGGUUCAGGGGCCUCUGCAU
Messenger RNA from Grammomys surdaster, 6235 nucleotides. It is a transcript of the gene Ptpn14, whose product is annotated as protein tyrosine phosphatase non-receptor type 14. Bases 236 to 3811 code for a protein of 1191 amino acids. Gene Ontology annotation, cellular component: cytoskeleton. NCBI's taxonomy places the organism in Eukaryota, Metazoa, Chordata, Mammalia, Rodentia, Muridae. The record is from RefSeq and is a predicted model, not a curated record. Gene Ontology annotation, biological process: protein dephosphorylation; lymphangiogenesis. Gene Ontology annotation, molecular function: protein tyrosine phosphatase activity. The transcript has 19 exons.